Molecule: messenger RNA, 723 nt
Organism: Exophiala mesophila
Lineage: Eukaryota; Fungi; Ascomycota; Eurotiomycetes; Chaetothyriales; Herpotrichiellaceae
Exons: 1
Coding region: 1-723 (240 amino acids)
Biological process (GO): ubiquinone biosynthetic process
Cellular component (GO): mitochondrial inner membrane
Molecular function (GO): 3-demethoxyubiquinol 3-hydroxylase activity
Source: RefSeq, a predicted model, not a curated record
AUGUUGCAUCUUAGCAAAAGCCCCAUUCGCACAGCUUAUUGCUUGAAACCAUUGAAAGGAUGCUUCUCUUUCGCACCCACACGGCGAAUGCUCUCCUCUCCGUCCACAGAUGCGUCCGAACCUCAAGCCUCGCCCAGCAGACCUAGAACGACCCUCUCUGAGGAGCAAAGAAAGUUCCUCGAUAGCGCGCUCCGUGUAAACCAGGCUGGAGAACUUGCGGCGACCCUGAUUUACACUGCUCAAACCCCUCCGAUCGUAAAGGCACAUCCUCACCUUCGCCCGUUGAUGAAACAUAUGUACGACCAAGAAGCCGCACAUUUCAAGACUUUUAAUGAGCUCAUGGCCAAACAUCGAAUACGUCCCACUGCCAUGUAUCCUGUAUGGCAAGCCGCUGCCACGAUCUUGGGCUGGACCACGGGGAUGAUGGGCAGAGAAGCUGCCAUGGCCUGUACAGAAGCUGUCGAGACUGAGAUUGGCAAUCAUUACAAUGGACAAGUCAGAGAGUUGUUUCAAUGGAUGCAAGAGCAGAAGGAUAAGGGCGAGGAGCUCGAUCCUGAGUUGAAGGAUCUGAUCGACAACAUCAAACGCAUUCGGGAUGAAGAACUGGAGCACCUAGACCAUGCUGUCGAAAAUGAUGCAAAAGAAGCCAAGCCGUAUGAACCCAUAACUGAUAUCAUCCGGUAUGGGUGCAGGAGCGCCAUAUGGAUCAGCGAAAGAGUUUGA